UACGAUUAAUUUGAUUUAUAUUUAGCGUCUACAUGAACGUAGGUUUGGCUUGUUGUGUCAACAAUCAUCUGUCAUUUCCAAGGAUAAGGUUAUCUCAGGAUUGUUAUUACCUUGAAAAUUACUAUCUAAGUUUACUGUCAACGUUAAGUUAAUCCAGGAUUAAGAAGUUAGACGGUAGUGUUCAAUGUUGGUGAUUGUAGCGAGUGUAAUAUGUUGCGUGUGCAUAUUGGAAUGGUUUCUAAAUUGUCGACGCCGGGCGAAGGCUUUUUGGAGCAUACCCGGACCUAAAGGAGCAAUUAUUUUUGGAAGUUGUUUACAAGUUGUCGGCACGCCAGUGCAAUUGUUCCGUAAUUUGAGGAAAUGGGCGAGUAUGCACGAGGACAUCUACCGACAGUGGAUCUACCCGUACGGAGUCGUGCACAUCUACAAUCCACACGAUAUUGAAGUCGUCAUCUCUAAUCCGAAAUACAACGAAAAAAGUCUGCUGUAUGAUAAUUUAAGACCAUGGUUAUGCGAUGGCCUUCUUCUCAGUAAAGGAUAUAAAUGGCAAAUGCGCAGGAAGAUAUUAACACCGGCAUUUCAUUUCAAUAUUCUUCGCCAUUUUACCGCGAUAUUAGAAGAAAAUAGCAGCCGUCUCGUUACGAAACUAGAAGAUGAGCUAAAUCACGAACGAUCCGAUGUUAUACCACUUAUGUCGGAUACAACGCUCAAUUCAAUUUGCGAAACAUCAAUGGGGGCUAAACUGGACGAAGACUCGUCAGGUGCAGGCAAGCUCUACAAGAGCGCCAUUCACGAAAUUGGUAAACUGAUCAUCCACAGGAUCGCUAGAAGUUGGCUAGCUUUCGACACCAUAUUCAAUCUCACCAAAGAAGGUAGAAGACAAAAGGAAGUGUUGAAUGUAAUACACAACUUCCCUAAAAGAAUAAUAGAGGACCGAAGAAUGUUUAUUGAAAAACAUGGGUUUAAGGUUCCUACUGAUGAUUUGGACGAAGAAGAUGUGGUUGGCCCUAUAAAACGUAGAAUGGCCAUGUUAGACCUGCUGCUAUCCGCUGAGAAAGAGGGUAUGAUAGAUGUAGAUGGUAUUCAGGAAGAGGUCGACACGUUUAUGUUCGAGGGACACGAUACAACAGCCAUGGGGUUAACUUUCAUACUGAUGGAAUUGGCAAACAACCCGUCAGUGCAGGAUAAAGUGGUGGAAGAGUUGCGUGAAAUAUUCGGACAGUCUUCCCGUCCCGGCAGCAUGCAGGACAUGGGUCAGAUGAAGUACCUCGAGUGCUGUAUCAAGGAGACGCUGCGGCUGUACCCGCCCGUGCCGUUCAUCAGCCGGUAUAUCACUGAUACUGUUACUUUGAGCGGCCACGUGAUCCCGCGCGGCAAGACCCUCUGCCACAUCCACAUCUUCGACCUGCACCGUCGCGCGGACCUCUACCCAGAGCCGCUGGUCUUCAACCCUGAGCGGUUCACCGCCGGCAACUGCGCUAGCAGGCACCCCUACGCGUAUAUACCGUUCAGCGGCGGACCUAGGAAUUGUAUCGGUCAAAGGUUCGCGAUGUUGGAGAUGAAAUCCGCAGUAUCGGCCGUGUUGCGCAGAUACAGGCUGCUGCCCGUCACCACCCCGGACCAGCUGCAGUUCAGUGCCGACCUGGUGCUGCGGACCACACACCCUGUAUAUGUGCGCUUUCAACGACGACACUAUGCAAACCAUGUGAGGACAGUGCGGUGCAUCAAAAUGAUUCAAAUUGUGCUAAUAACGGUGGUGUUGCUAUGUUUAGUGCACUUAGUGUUGAACUACAGCAGGACUGCGCGGAUGCUCGCGAAGAUACCGGGCCCGCCAGGAUUGGCCGUCAUCGGGAACUCUUGGGAAGUCAUAUUGCCUCCAGUUGAGCUUUUCAAGUAUGGGCGGCGGAUGGCGAAAGAAUACCACGGAAUCUGGAGACUGUGGUGCAGUCCCAUCAGUAUCGUCAACAUUUUCAGCCCGGAGGAUAUAGAGAUAAUACUGUCGAACUCCACUUUCAACAAUAAGGGAGUUAUCUACAACUUUCUCAAGCCAUGGCUUGGUGACGGCUUGCUCAUAAGCGGUGGCCCAAAAUGGCUGCAGCGUCGCAAGAUCUUGACUCCGGCGUUCCACUUCAACAUCCUGCGCCACUUCAGCGAGGUUCUUGAGGAGAACAGUCUCAGGCUGGCAGACAAGCUGGAGGCGGCUGGUGACGUCACUGGGGCUGGUGGCGUCACCGCUGAUGUGGUGCCCCUGCUGUCGGAGUACACGCUACACUCCAUCUGUGAAACUGCAAUGGGAACUAAAUUAGACGAUGAACAAAAAGACGAAGGGAGAGUUUACAAAGAAGCCAUACACAAAGUUGGCAAAUUUAUGGUGGAGCGCUUCUCAAAAGUAUACUUAUUUUCGGACAAUAUAUUCAACCUCACUUCCACAGGAAAGCAGUUUCACCAAUCAGUAGAUACUGUACAUAGAUUUACUAAAAGAGUCAUAAAAGAACGAAAGGAGUUUGUAAGAAAGAACGGCAUUAUAAUGAAUGAAAAAGAUGAUCAAGACAAAAACGAUGAAGAGAUUUACAUGUAUAAUCGUAAAAAUAAGGUAGCUAUGUUAGAUUUAUUAAUCACCGCUCAAACAGAUGGAUCAAUUGACGAUAAGGGGAUUCAAGAAGAAGUGGACACGUUCAUGUUUGAAGGGCAUGACACAACGGCUACCGGUUUGGUUUAUCUACUGAUGUCUUUGGCGUGCGAUAAGAUGGUCCAGGACAAAGCGGUAGAAGAAUUAAAGGAAAUAUUUGGUGAUUCCACACGACCGGCCACCAUGCAGGACCUUGGGAAGAUGAAGUACAUCGACUGCUGUAUAAAAGAAUCCCUUCGGUUGUACCCUCCAGUACCUUUUAUCGCCAGAAUAUUGAACGAAGAGGUGGUCUUAAGUGGUUACACGGUUCCAGCUGGUACUCAGUGCAAUAUCCACAUCUACGACCUCCAUCGAAGAGCAGAUUUGUUUGAGAACCCUUCGAAGUUCGAUCCGGACAGAUUCCUGCCCAAGAACAGUGCGGGGAGGCACCCUUACGCGUACAUACCCUUCAGUGCCGGCCCUAGGAACUGUAUUGGUCAAAAAUUCGCCAUGUUGGAAAUGAAAUCAGCCGUGUCGUCGCUUCUGCGAAAGUUCGAGCUUCAGCCAGUGACUCGGCCGGAGGACCUGGAGUUCGUGUCAGACCUCGUCCUGAGGAACAACGGACCCGUCCUUGUUUCCUUUAAAAAAAGAACUGUAAAAAAAUAUGCUGCCGAAAAGGGAAGAGCGAAGCGUCGUGACCUCGAGGAAGACGAAAGCAGCGGCACCGCCGGCGAGACCACGGUAAUGCCCCCAGGCGGCGGCGCGCCCGCCGAGCAUGCGGCGCGUGGCCCUCCCGCGGCGAGCGGCCUCCAUGCCGCGCCCGGCGCGCCCUACGCGCACGAGGAGCACGCGGCGUGCGGGCCCCCUGCGGUGCCCGGCCGCCCCGCCACGCCCGGCGCGUCCUACGAGGACGCAGCGCGCGGUCGCCCCGCCUCGCCUGGCCCGGCUGGCCCGCCCUACGCGUCCUAUGAGCACGCGGAGCGCAGCCCCCCCGCAAAGCCCGGCGCGUCUUCCGAGGACCGAGGACACUCGGCGCGCGGCCUUGACGACGAUGACGACCGCAGCUGCACCGGCGAGAGGAAGUCAAGUGUCGAGUUGUUUCAUCGGGUUAAAAUAAUAAAAUCAAUAAAAACAAAAAAAAAUAUCGAAAUGGUUUUGUUCUACGCUUUAGUGUUUAUUUUAAUUUUGUGCAUUCUUCAUGUUUGGUUUAAUUAUAACAAAAAGGCGCGGCUGAUGCUGAGUAUUCCAGGACCUAAAGGACUCUUCGUCGUGUCCGAUUUAAUGGAGGAUAUGCUACCGCCUGAUGAACUCUUCGACAAAGUAAGAAAAGACGCAAAGAAAUACGAUGGCAUUUACCGGUUUUGGAGUUAUCCUUACGGGGCUGCGAAUAUUUACAACCCUGAAGACAUAGAGAUAAUCUUGUCAAAUUCGAAAUACAAUGAGAAGAGCAUCGUAUAUAAGUUCAUGAAGCCUUGGCUAGGGGAUGGACUAUUGUUGAGUGGGGGCACUAAAUGGCAGCGGCGUCGUAAAAUCCUGACUCCUGCGUUCCACUUCAACAUCCUGCGUCACUUUAGCGAGGUUCUAGAAGAGAACAGCAAGAAAAUGGCAGAGAAACUGGAUAGUGGCGAAGAUGGGAUACUUACCUUAGACAUCGUUCCUUUACUGUCUGAGUUCACUCUCAAUAGUAUAUGCGAAACCUCAAUGGGGACUUGUUUGGACGAAGAAAAGGAGGACGCCGGUAGACUCUACAAGAAGUCUAUUUAUGACGUAGGAAGGAUCAUAAUAACACGCUCAACUAGAAUUCACUUAUUCAACGAUUUCGUAUACUACCGCACUGCGUUAGGUAGAAGCCAAAAAAAACAUCUUGACAUCGUCCACAGCUUUACCAAAAAUGUCAUAAAGGAGAGGAAAAAAUAUAUCAAGGAACAUGAUGUUAAAGUGGCUGAAAUCAUAAAUAAAGAAGACACGGAUGAUGAAGUUUACGCUUUUACGCGUAAAAAUAAAAUAGCUAUGUUAGAUUUGCUGAUAUCUGCAGAAAAAGACGGACUGAUUGAUGACCAAGGAAUUCAGGAAGAAGUAGACACAUUUAUGUUUGAGGGACAUGACACAACAGCUUCCGGAUUGGUGUACUUCCUAAUGCUAUUGGCUAACCACAGAGACAUCCAGAAAAAAGUCAUAGCUGAGCUGGACUCAAUCUUCGGGUCUUCGGACCGACCGGCGAGCAUGGCGGACCUGGCGCGCAUGCGCUAUCUGGACUGCUGCGUGAGGGAGUCGCUGCGGCUCUACCCGCCCGUGCCCUUCAUCAGCCGCGAGCUGCAGGAGCCUGUCGUGCUGAGCAACUACACGAUCCCGGCGGGCAUGUUCGUGCACAUCCACAUCUUCGACCUGCACCGCCGCGAGGAUUUGUUCCCAGACGCAGACAAGUUUGACCCGGACCGGUUCUUGCCGGAGAACAGUGUGGGAAGACACCCUUAUGCGUAUAUACCCUUCAGCGCCGGGCCACGGAACUGCAUUGGUCAAAAGUUCGCGAUGCUGGAACUAAAAUCGGCGGUGUCAAAGAUCCUGAGGAAGUUUGAGUUGCAUCCAGUCACGCGGCCUGAAGAUAUCGUAUUUAUGAGCGAUCUCGUUCUACGGAACACUUCUCCUGUCUAUGUUACUUUCGUUAAACGUGUCAAAUAAAUCUACUGCAAGCUA
Molecule: messenger RNA, 5302 nt
Organism: Plutella xylostella (diamondback moth)
Lineage: Eukaryota; Metazoa; Arthropoda; Insecta; Lepidoptera; Plutellidae
Source: RefSeq, a predicted model, not a curated record